This is a messenger RNA of Cylindrotheca closterium, 1869 nucleotides long. The record is from the annotation of a GenBank genome assembly. NCBI's taxonomy places the organism in Eukaryota, Bacillariophyta, Bacillariophyceae, Bacillariales, Bacillariaceae.
AUGAUACAGCUUUAUCGAAUAAUUGCUGUUACGCUGUUGCUCCUGCUAACGUUAGUGGGGGCAGCUUUGAACGAAUCAUCGUCAGCAUCGGCAGCAUUGGAAGGACUUCCGUGGGGAACUGUGAAUUUGCUGGUCUUGACGGACGUUCAUUCUUGGAUUGCUGGACAUGAACGACACGAAUCCAAUAUGAAUGUAGACUAUGGGGAUGUUCUGAGCUUUGUGCAACGUCUGCACAAAUUUGUGGACUCACAACAAGAACAAGAUAUGGAUUUGUAUUUGGUCAUGAAUGGAGAUUUUAUGGAUGGAACCGGACUCAGCACGAGGCCACCAAGGUACUUGACUCCGUUGCUGAAACAAAUGCCCUUUGAUGUCAUAAACUUGGGGAACCAUGAACUGUACGAUAAUGCUACGAUCGACUUUAUCUUGGACGAGUUCAUUCCAGAUUGGAACGGGCACUAUUUGACGUCCAACACGCUCUAUGAACCAACUCGACAGACUCUGGGAAGUCAAUACUGCAUACUGAGAGGAAGGGCAUCCACAACCCUUACCUUUGGAUUUCUGUUCAAUUUUCAAGGGCAUUCCAAGAAUACGAUUGUGGAGAAUGUGCAAGAUGUGGUCCGACAGUCAUGGUUUCAGCAUGUACUUGUGAACGAAGAAUAUGACACGAUACUGGUCAUGGCACACAUGCAUGUGACAGACCCCUUGGUGCAAAUCAUUCUUGAUGCCAUACGAGAGCACACGAAUUGCUCGGUGGCAUUUGUGACGGGGCAUACGCAUCUAAGAAGGUACGAGGUCUUGGACGAGAAUUCUGUGAGUUUUGAAGCUGGCAGGUUUUUGGAUACCAUUGGCUUUAUGAGUUGGAAUCCUGCCGAUGCGGCUAUCGACUCGCCAUUAUCACCGGAAGAGAAAUUCCCGCAUUUGUUCAUUGACACCAGUCGAGAUAUAUUGACUGAAAUCUUGCAUGCCACUGACAACUCGACAAACAACCUUCCAACAAUGGAAGGAAUCCGUCUGACUGACAAAAUCCAUACAACCCAAGGUGACAUGGGUCUACUGAAAACGGUUGGUUGUUCGCCCCAUGUCUAUGAACUCGCAACUCCAAUCAACGAGAAGCUGUCCUUAUGGGGGCUGUAUAUUCAUCAAAUCAUUCCGGAGCGCCUGCUUCAGACACCGGGGAAAGUAUAUGUCGAAGGGACAGGAUCUUUGCGAUAUGACCUGAUGAAUGGCAAAAUUCUUAUUGACGAUGUGAUAUCCGUAUGUCCGUUCAAUCAAACCAUACUUGAGGUGGCGGUAGACGUUCCAGCUACAAAGCUACUUGAGGCUCUGGGUAUUGAAGUUCCUCCACAUUCGCACGGUGCACUCAAACCAAACUCCAUUUUGCCAGAAGGUAAACAACUGCCUACUUGGGCAAUUGCAACGACGUUGAACACUGGAAUUCUGGACUUGGAUCAACACUAUCGAGUGUUGACGCCUCUUUACUAUGCAGAUUACCUGAAAGGACGAAUCGCCAAUGUGACUGGUACGCCAGCGAUUGAUUCGAUCACAGUCAAAAAGGCAGACAAUCCUAAACUGAACGAAUCGACGACCGAUCUCUGGAAGGACUACAUAGAAGCAAACUGGAAGUGCAAAAAGUCAGAGUCGAUAUUGGAAAUAAUCGACCCCCCACCGCCACCACCAAUCGAAUCGGAUGAGCCGCCGCCAGAAGAAAGGCCACUGGUAGUGGCAUUUUUCAUUUGCUUUAUCGUGUUGGGCCUUUCGGCAUAUAAGAAGCGACGAAUGCAAUACUUUUCCUAUCAGUCGAUUCCAGACGCCAAGGCAACAGAAGCACUGUUUCGCAAAACGAGUCAAACUUCUGCUAUGUACCAGUAG